UUUUCUGUGGUCGCUGUCGAUAUGGAGAAAGAGAGAGUGAGAGCAGAGGGAGGAAGUUAGCAGAGCUCUCUCAACCGCUCCCCUCAACACCCCCCCACCUCUUCUCAGAAAAAAAGAAGAAAAAAUAAUUCUCCGUCGCGUACCGUAUUUUUUCCCCUUUUUGUCCGAUUUUUUUGUUCUCUAAUUGAUACGAAGCCUUCGGUCUUGGAAGCCAUCCAAGGCAGAGGAAUGGAUUUCGGUGAUAAAGACAACAGCAACAACAAUGAGAUGUGGGAAUGGCCAGGGGAGGAGUAUAGUCUGCAAACAGAUUCACGAAAUGAUUUCUCUCACUUUCUAUGGGAUGAAGUAAACACAAAUGAAGAUGAUUUGUUGUACAUGCUUGAGGAACAAACUCCUAUUAAAGAUUGUGCAGAAUUUGGCUACCAAGUAUCAGAUGUUGGAGAUAAUGCCAACAAAGGUUUGGAGGAAAUUAAAGAAUCUUCACAACUCAAGAGGAGGCGCAUGUUGCAGUUCACGUUGGAUUCUAAUGAGGCUGACAUUGCCAACGAGCAAGGUGCUGCUGCUUUCUUAAAAUCUAAGGUAAGAGAGUGUUCGAUGGUGGAAGAUGGACUUUCAGAAAGUUUACAGUGGACUUCACAGUGGGCUGUGGGAUUUUCAGAUGAAAGGUGUGCCUUAAGCUGCGAAGGAUUGGAUCAAUCAUCAGAGGGGUGGCUGAUGGAAUGCUUAAAUGAAAAGGAGAUGCGUUGUAGUCCUGAUGAAAUGAACAAUUAUGUGGCCUACAAUGAACAAGUCAGUGUUUCUGAAUGUAACAACAUUUCACCUGACAUGGAAACUGAUGUGGUGCAAGAGACACCAGCUCCUGCUCCUCCCAGAAUUUUUAAGGGUAGGAAAUCUUACAUGAAAACUCCGACAAAGUUAACCACUUCGGUUGCCUAUCCUUUUUCCCUCAUCAAACCAUGUGGAGUUCAAGGUGAUGUAACUUUGAAUGACAUAAAUCAGCGGAUUCUUGCUCCACCACCAUCAAGACUGAAGCAUAAGAAGGAUGAGGACCCUGCCAUUUCUUAUCCUACUUCAGCUUAUUCUGGGAAGCCUGUGGUUGUCAAAACUAAGAUUCGCACUGAAGGGGGGAAAGGCAGCAUUACUAUCAUGAGAACCAAAGGUUGACUCAAUAAUUUCCAAGUAUUUUGUGGGUCUGGCCUCUUUCUCAUGCAUUUCGUUUUCUGUUGGUUUUGCAUGAGAGGUUCUGGCCAGGUAGUUUACAUACAUGUUUUAUUGGAUCCUUGUUUGGUGUUGGAUCAUUUGCUCAGACUUAUUUCUUGAACCUCUUAUUUUGAGCUUAAGUUCCACAUUGUUGAGAGGAACUUGUUCUUGUUUUGUGAUGCUUUCAUUAGUUGAAGAAAAUUGUAGUGUUAAAACUUGGAUUUUCUAUACUUUUCAGUAUUGUUGUCCUAGUGAUGAUCUGUGGAGCAUCUAGUUAACAUUUUGGGAAUUGAAGGAUUUUUCUGACUUUCAGUA
Messenger RNA from Phoenix dactylifera (date palm), 1515 nucleotides. RefSeq names its product protein XRI1-like. Lineage: Eukaryota; Viridiplantae; Streptophyta; Magnoliopsida; Arecales; Arecaceae. The record is from RefSeq and is a predicted model, not a curated record. Gene Ontology annotation, biological process: female meiotic nuclear division; male meiotic nuclear division.